AUGGUCCAUCCAAUCGAUCGGUUAAUUCAGUUAUAUCGCAAAGAAUCCGUGCCAACAGUUGUUCCCACAAAGUCCAAGCUACAUUACCAAUCUAUUUCGCUUUAUCUAUUUGUGUUUAGUGUUGGGAUAUACGUAUUAUUACCAUCUUUAAUUCCUUCAGCAUACCCAACCACCAUGUUUUCCAAAAGACCAGACAGAUUGACCACGGGGUUGAUCAACAUGACCACAGAUUGCUUUGCCAACUGUUGCCUACAGGCGUUGGCUGCGUUGCCUGGGUUGAACGAAUAUCUGAACGCCAUGACAGAAUUCCGCAAUGCCAAGCAACAGGAAGGCGUGCAGUUGCCAGCGUUCACUUUGCACCUGGCUCUGAUCAGCAUGGUGUCCAAAUUGCAGGAGACCAUUUACCACUCGCGAGUGUUGUCCGUUUGGGACUUUCUCCAUGUUAUCGAAAAGAUUUACAAGAGCAAGAUCUCCAUGAGCCAGCACGACGCCCAGGAGCUUUUGCAGCUCAUUCUCGAGACCCUUGAGCGUGAGCACCAUCAGUUGCGCAAAGUUGCUGCGGGUAUUCCCGAUUUCCCCUUCAGAAGUGAGGUUGCCUCCCAACUUCGGUGCAUGAAGUGCGGGCGUAAGAGCUCCACUCAGUACAAUCCGAUGAUGAUAGUGUCGCUGCCUGUUCCGCAGGAGGCGUCUAUCGAUCUCGAGAGCAUGCUGAAGGGAAGCGAGAACGACAUCAUCGACUACUACUCGUGCGUCAGAUGUAAGAUCACCCAUAUCAUCAACACGGUCAAGGAGCCAGAUCCAAUAGUCAAGAAGUUGCAACACAGACUAGACCAGGACCUGUUGAUCAACGACGACCUCGAACCGGAAUUAGAAGAGUAUAUCAAGAACUUCCCCGACAUCAAGUCCGACUCCAUCAAGACCACCGUCCACAAGGAAACGUCCAUCAUCGACCCUCCAAAACUGCUCACGCUGCACCUUUCGAGAUCCAUCUACGAUACGCAGGCCAGGCGGAACUCUUGCAAUGUCGACUUCAAGGAGUUUCUCACUCUGAAGGUGGACACUGCCGAGAUGGACAAGUACAAAGUGAUCAAGAAGGAGGAGGAGGAAAGAAGCGACGACGACCCACCUCAGCUGAGACGGGCGAUCUCGUCGAUCUUGGAGGAGAAACCGGGGUCCGAGUAUUUAGAAGACUCCGGAGUCCACUCCGACCACGAGGAAGAACAGGAGAACGAGGAGCUUGUUUCGGACGAAGAAGAGUUGGAGGACGAGGACGACGAUGAGGACGACGUGGCCUCUAGGCUCGCGGCACAGAGAAUCAGCGAAACCACCUCCGACACCCUUGUGAACGACGACCUCAAGACUAUUCAUUACCGGCUGUAUGCCGCGGUUAGGCACCAGGGGUCCCAUUCGUUGGGCCACUACGAGUGCUACCGCAGAAAACCCGUCUUUUACAAAAACUCCGUCACCGGCGAGUACUACCAGAAGUUCCCCAAGCUCGACACAGAGGAAGCCACCGCUGGCGAAGGGCCGGCCGUGGAUAUCCGCAGACAAACGUCGAUGUCGCGUUUGCGGUCGCGUGUGUCGUCGCUGGUUGGAGCCACCAGACCUCGCUCGCCAUCGCUUGUGGAGCCGGCCCCAACCUCGGUGAUCCGGGACAAGAAGCUGGCCAGUUCGGUGAAACAACCGUUCUGGCGUGUGAACGACUCCAAGGUGUCUGAGUGCUCGGUGUCUGACCUGCUGGAAGACUCCCGCGCCGUGCUUCCAGAAACGUCCAGAGUACUCGGAGUACACCAACUCCGCGUCCUCAGGAUAGGUCUCUUCCUUGGCCAGGUUCUCGGAACCAGACUUUUGGAGCUCGGUGUUGGAAACCUGGAUCAAUCUGUUGAACUCUUCAAGCUUCUCGCCGCCCUGGUUCUUUUGGAACUCGGCAAUCGACUCAGAGUUCUCCUGCACCCAUUCCAGGUACUUGGUGUGGUCAAACACAGACUCAGACAUCUCCACCUUGAAGUGUCCGUGUUGAGCGUCCUCAGAGAACUUGUCGAGGUCUUCCUCGGAAACAGGAUAGAACUCGACCUGGUCGAACGGAGUCAGCAACCAUGGGUUACCAGAGUUGGACUCGGCAGUGUGCGUUCCCAAGGAAAGCUUGUCCCACAGAGGCAGCGUUCUUCCAACAAGUUGGUAGCCACCAGGAGAGUCCAUGGUGUAGAUACACAUGUACAUUCCUCCGAUACCAACAACUCCGUUAGGAGUGAAGGUUCUGGACGGGUUGUACUUGGUUCCCAGGAAUCUGUGUCUUGGGUCCAAUGGCACGGCACAUGGUGCUCCCAAGAAAACGUCUCCCAGACCCAAAACCAGGAAUCUGGCAGCAUACAACAUGUCCUUCACGGCAGAUCUCUCGAUGCCGUUGAUCUGAGCAAUGAAGUCCACGUUGUUAGGAAGCUUUAUCACACGGCUCUUGACAGACCACUUGUUGGUGAAAGCAACCUCGGUCUCAUAAGCGAUCAAAGUUUCCACCAAAGUUUUUUGGCUGAUCUUGGAUCCAUCGUAUUCCACCAAAACAGAUCUCACACCUUGCGACAUCUCGACAAUUCCAACGGUCUUGUGCGAGUCAACCAUCUCAAUCAGCUUGUGCACUCUGUACGACAGGUUGAGGUUCAUAAUGUUCUCACCGUAUUCGACCAAGAUGUAUCUGUCACCAGCCUGUCUAUAGGUGACAAUAGGAGCGUUCGAGGAGCCGGUUGGCUGGUAUCUGGCCAAAACAGGGUCUUCUGGUCCAGCCAGUCCUUUCUCGAUGACUGGAGCAGAACCCUUGAGUUCCUUGAUGGCCUUGUCCUGGGAAGUCUUGAGCUCAAUAGCAGAGUCAAAGCUAACAGGAUAGAACUGGAUUAG
Ogataea philodendri is the source of this 2889-nucleotide messenger RNA. RefSeq lists its product as uncharacterized. The coding region runs from base 1 to 2889 and encodes 962 amino acids. The record is from RefSeq and is a predicted model, not a curated record. NCBI's taxonomy places the organism in Eukaryota, Fungi, Ascomycota, Pichiomycetes, Pichiales, Pichiaceae. Gene Ontology annotation, biological process: protein deubiquitination. Gene Ontology annotation, cellular component: nucleus; cytosol. Gene Ontology annotation, molecular function: cysteine-type endopeptidase activity; cysteine-type deubiquitinase activity. The transcript is spliced from 3 exons.